Messenger RNA from Spodoptera frugiperda (fall armyworm), 4729 nucleotides. RefSeq lists its product as uncharacterized. The coding region runs from base 191 to 4474 and encodes 1427 amino acids. The transcript has 14 exons. Lineage: Eukaryota; Metazoa; Arthropoda; Insecta; Lepidoptera; Noctuidae. The record is from RefSeq and is a predicted model, not a curated record.
CAUUGGCUAGAAUUAAUCGUUAUGCAAAUACGUUUUCCAUGACAACAGGAAUAUUUUGUUGAAACGUCUGACGUUUUAAAAGCGUAACGGCCAAAACUUGUGAUUUGAAUUUAUUUAAUCAAUUUUGUCUACAAAAUAUUGUUGAAACGUUUUAAUUGUGUGAUGUUUGAAUAUUAUUUUCUAUAACAAGAUGGAAGCUAACGAUUUCUUAGCAAAAAUAAAAGCGAACGGCGACAAAAACGAUUGGAAUAACUUAACCAAAGUGUACAAUGAAUAUAAAGUGAUUGCAUCGAAAUUAUCUACAAAAGAAAGAGGUGCUUUCUCCCUAAAUGUGCUGUGUUUACUGUGCAGAAACCUGGACAAAGCACCGUCAUGGCGAGACAGCAUAGACAACAAAGAGCUGCUAACUCUAACCAUAGACUGCAUCAGGGAGACGAGGGGACUGAACAAGGCUGAACAGGUCAAGACAUUGGCCUGCAUCUAUCAUAUACAUAGAUAUGUUGUCAGAUUGAACAAACAAAUACCUCCAGAAUUGAUACUCAAACUAUCUUUCAUGGCUUUCGAAGCGGAACCAAAGAAUCUUUUAAAGGAAUAUAGCAAAACGUAUUGGAACUUAAUAGCAGACAGACUCUGCUAUAUAGAAAAGCUUAAAGGCAAAUCUGUACACAAAUUACUACCAAAAUUGACUGAAGAUGUUAUUAAAACCGUUGAAAUAUAUGACAGUGCUCAAUUCUGUGCGAAUAUACUAGUGUUUUUAGUCAAGAAAUUGCACUUCAUAUACAGCGAAUCUCACUCUGAACAGCUUAAUGGCUGUUACAAGGAUAUCUUUGAGAAAUUAUCACAGAAAACCGAUUUGAAUGCCAUCAAAAAGCUUAAAGAGAAAGAAUUAUUAGAUUUGUAUGCGAAAUUCAGCGAUUGUUUCUAUGUUGUCGCUGAGAAUUCUUCUAAGAAUAGUUUUAAGCAGUCCGCUGUUAAUUCCGCUGUGAGAACGGCUAUAACUCUUCUUGGGCAUAAGCCGGACUUCUUUCACUGUCUCCAAACCUUCUAUUUGAACUCAUUCUGCGAUAUUUUCCUAAAUAGAACCACAUAUUUGGAUGCCGUCUUCAAAAACCUUACCUUGUCUUGUGAUAUUACUGUCAAACUGGGUUAUGAGACAACAAUGGUCACUUCUUACCCGUUCCUAGCUCAAUUCUUAAGAUUAUUCAUCGAAUACUCCGUCAACAAUGGUGUUAAGACUAAUUUCACAGUGGAAGUGCAAGAGAAUUGCCUGAAUUUCAUGCUAAAAUUACUGAAAGAGUUGGCAAACUGCGAACAGUUGUUAAAAUGCGAAAAUUGUGUAGUGAAAACUGGUUUGCAUGAUGCCUUGAGGCUGUCUUUCUUAGUCAAGCAUUUCAUCUCGGCUUCUAUACAGCAAAGUAUUGAUAUAACGAACCUAUUACCUCUAUAUAACAGUGUUAUAGAACAACAAUACUCAAUUAUGGCCCAAUUAAAGCGACAUAAAUGUGCAAACUAUGAAAAGUUUUACCGUAAACUGCAAACAGACACACACAACACCGCUAUAGCAUUAAACAAGAAUAAAAACUACGAAUUUUCAAUUAAAUUAUUCGAGAUUUAUAUAAAAAAUGAGUUGAGCAUUAAUUUUAAUGAGUUUGAGCAUAAAAAUGUGGCUCGAGCAUUUUAUAACAAGAGCAUAUGUGAGUUAGACUAUAGGAAGCAUGAGCAAGCGUUAUUAGAUGCUUUUUUGAGCUUGAUUUUCGCUAAAGAGAUUAAUUCUGAUAAGUAUAUGAGUUUAGUGAUGGAUAUUAAGGCGAAAGCCCUGAAGAAUGAUGAUGACGAUGACGCUGAUGACAGGUCUGAUGACCUUCAGAUGACCUCUGUGGUGGAUGCGUGUAGAAUUGUCGUGGAAAAUAAGUUGUAUGGAGAUUUGAAGCCGUUUUUGAAAGGUGUUCAGUUUAGUUCACUCCUAAAGCACGAGUUUGACAUGUACUGCAAGUUAUGGCCGUCGAUUGCACCGGUGGCUGGAGUUUGGCGCGCACUUCAUUCUCUGCUUAAUGGCAGACGAGAGGAAUGGAUCACUGCAGAAAGCACAGAGUCAAUAUUUUGGACGCUGCUACAAGUGGUGUCGUUGACUCCCGCGGCGGUGAGGACCAUCCACGCCGACCAAUACAAACUGGUGGUAGCAGAGUUAUUGGAGAAGAUCGAGAAAAUGGCUGAGCCAAUAUCCUCAGACGUGCGACUCGCCCAAACCAUUCUACUGUUCCUUCAAGCUGAGUAUGAUAUAGCGGAGGCCACCACCAAAUAUAACUGGAAAGCUACUGAGACGAACAUAGACCCAGAUAACCAACAAGCGAUGCGCACGCUGCCCCAGGAACAGACCGCGCUACGCAGAGCUUUGCAGGCUGUCGAAAUAUGGACUGAGCUAUUGGCAGUUAUUAACACAGUGACCAUCAGACCCCUGUUACGGCCGGCGCUGGCCCUGUCGGACAUAUUCGUGCAACAGUUGCAGUACUACAGCAGGCCGGCGCACGCGCUGCAGCUGGCGCACGUAUGUUGCCGGCUCGCUGCGUAUUUGGAUGAUAAAGUGACACACAUACGCAAUGCCGGUGUUUUGCUCUCGACUGUCCAACAAUCGGACGCGCUGCAAGAGACACUCUCCCAGGCGACUGAAUAUUUUAGCGAAAUCAUGAAAAACGCUGAUAAUACUGAAUGCGGAGUUAUUUUCCUGUGUGAUGUCGCGAUUUAUUACUUGAACUCUGGCUCGAUGAAUGUAGCGGCGAAACUAGUGCAGCUGGCUCAACUUAGAUUAGUGUCUGCUUACGACAAGUUUCCUGAUAUUAACCUCGAUUUAGCAGUGGGCCGUCUCAUGGAAGCGCAGACAAUGCUAGUUCGGGACUCCAGUCCAACCAUUUUGAGCGGCGUCAACGGAACCCAGCGGCAUUAUAUGUCUAUUUCUAAUACUGCGUCAAAAUGGCUACCCCGUCGUCUCCGCUCGUUAUGCAUAAAGCGCGGUAUAUCGUCGAGCUGCGCGCGCGCCGUGCGCGUGUGUCGGCGCCUGCAGUGGUGGCGCCGCGCGCGCUGCGCAUGCGCGGUGGCCGCCGCGCACUGCGCCGCGCACACACAGGCCAGCUUGUAUGCAGACAUCGUGCAUGUGCACAAGAUGGAUGAUGCUCAGGUGAAAAUCGACAACCGCCUCAAGUACAUCCUAGGCCUGCCUCCGUCGAGCGAUCCACCAAUCAUACCGACAGAAGCGAAAAUCCAAAUGUUUGCACCGAAGCAAGACUUCGAGACGAUGCUAGAGUGCCAAUCGUUCAAAUCCCAAGUCAGUCCGACUAGGAAAUAUGUCACCAUACCCGGAUUUGUGUUACCUGACUUCUUUAAGCAUAAACAAUGUGACUGUUACGCUUGCGUUAACCCAUAUUGUCCCAUAAUUUUCUACACAACAGCUGGUCUAGAAGCGUCCAUGUAUUUUCGAGCGAACGAACAAGAAAUUGCUAAAAAUUACUUCAAUGGUGUUAUAAGGUCUUUUGAUUACUUUGAUACGAAGUUAAAAGCAGUUUUAACAUCAUAUACAGAGUUCGAUUUCGAGAAAUAUAUUAUAGAUCAUACUAGAACAAUGUUUGAAGAGGAAUUUAGGAAGGUGAAAUUAGAAAUUUUGAUCGAAGCGUCGUUUUUUGAGCUUAAAAAUGGUAAUUUUGAUGCUGCGGAUGAGUAUAUCGUGACUGUACAUGAGAUUUGCCAAGAUUUGCGACUAAAUGAUGUGUAUUUGAGCAAUGAAAUCCUGAAUUUGAUGAUAGCGUCAGCUAAACUGAGGAAUGUGGUCAAAAAACAAGCGUUUGAUUUAGAAACUGAGUUCGAAAAUCUUAAAUUGAGUCCGAAAAUGAAGACUGAAGGGGAUAAAACGCCCGUAUCGAAGGCCAAACUCCCCCACUUAUCGGCUAGAAAGGUGAAAGAUGAGGAGUUACCGAAAAAACGUAAAGUUAUAAAACUUAACCUCGACGAAAACAGUUCGGAUGAGAAGGAAGAAAAACCGAAGCCAAGAAAACCGGUGUCCGAAUUCAAAAUACCGGUUCCGGUAACAUCGAAACCUGUUUUAGAGAUAUUGACACCGAGACCGUCAAGAAAACCGGUGAUCACAGUCACUGACACAGCGAAAACACCUAUAAACGAGAAGACAGACAAAUCUAAUGAAUUCUUUACCCCCAUUUCGACUCCUGAACAAUUCUUCACUCCAUUGAACACAAUAAAAACAUACUCAAAAUCUUCUUUAAGAAAAGGCUUAGUAAAAAAUCUGGAACAUGAGUUUGCGACACCUAAAGCUGUGUCGCAAAAGGAGAAUUCUAAAAACCUAGAUGCCCCUAGGUCUUCUAGGAAGGAGGAGAAAGAUAGGGCUUUGAAAAGAGCCACUAGUCCUGGUAAAUUGACUGAAAGUAAGACCCGCCCCCGUAGGCUAAGGCAACCUAAGUUAAAUGAAUAAGGGGGGAAAGGUAGGUCUAUUUCACAGUCUGAUUAAAGCUAAUAAUAGGGUAGAUUACAAUGUUUUAUUCUAAUGUCCGUCUUGUAGAUUAUUUUAAAACAUUACACACGUAUUUUUUAUUUUCUUACGGAAACAAAUACUUUCGUAGAUAUAUCGAUUUGAAAUAUUGCGUGACGUCACUUCUAGGUACGUUUUAUACGUAGAAAUGACGUAUUUGCUCCCACUCCUAAACUUUGAUACGUUUUAUCUAAGUAU